ACUAUUUUUUCUUGCUGGGUGCUCUUCGGCAGGUUGGUGUUGGUAUGUGCAUGGAAGGAAUAGAACACAAUCCAGUCGUCUAUGAGCUGAUGUCCGAAAUGGCAUUUAGAGGGGAUAAUUUUCAACUUCAGGGAUGGUUGAAAUCCUAUUCUCACAGACGUUAUGGUAAAGUGAACGAUCAAAUUGAAGCUGCUUGGGACAUCCUUUAUCAUACAAUUUACAACUGCACUGAUGGAAUAGCUGAUCACAACACAGACUACAUUGUGGAAUUCCCUGACUGGGACCCCUCAGGGAAGACGGGAACUGAUAUCUCGGGGACUGAUAGUUCCAGUCAGAAUCGGAUGCAAAAACUUGCAGGGUUCCAGUUGAACAGACGGUUCCUUUUCUUUGAAAAGAGCUCCAGUCUACCAAAGCCUCACCUAUGGUAUUCUACAGAGGAUGUCAUCAAGGCAUUAAAGCUAUUCAUUGAUGCAGGAAAAGAACUUUCUGGAAGCCUCACGUAUAGGUAAAGGCUGAUUCUGACUUUCACA
Molecule: messenger RNA, 530 nt
Organism: Nicotiana tabacum (common tobacco)
Lineage: Eukaryota; Viridiplantae; Streptophyta; Magnoliopsida; Solanales; Solanaceae
Source: RefSeq, a predicted model, not a curated record